Momordica charantia (bitter melon) is the source of this 789-nucleotide messenger RNA. The record is from RefSeq and is a predicted model, not a curated record. NCBI's taxonomy places the organism in Eukaryota, Viridiplantae, Streptophyta, Magnoliopsida, Cucurbitales, Cucurbitaceae.
AUGAUAAGAGAAGGUGACGAAUUGGGAAUGACCCCUCUUCACUAUGCUGCUUUUUAUGGGAAAAUUGAAGCAAUUAAGUUGUUUCUUGAAUAUGAUAGCUGUGCGAUCUACCUGUUGACCAAUAAUGGGGCGUCUGCUCUCCAUAUUGCUGCUUUUCAAGGCCAUAUCAAUGCGUUAGAAGAGCUCAUAAAUUGUCGUCCUGAUUGCUGCAAUUUAGUUGACAACAAGGGUCGAACACCCCUUCAUGCUGCAGUCUUAGGGCGCCAAGGUGCAGCUGUGGAAUUUAUGUUGGGAAAACGAAAGUUUAAAAAGUUAAUGAACAAGCAAGAUUAUGGUGGCAACACAGCUUUGCAUUUGAUCUACAUCCACAAAGCUUUUUCUGUCGUUGUAACUUGUCUACAGUUCAACACACUUGUACAACGGUCUGGGAAAAUUCUCAACAAUGAAUUCUCGACUCCUAAGGAUAUUUCUCUUAAAUUACGUGGCUUGGGGAUGAGAAUCAAAAAAUUGGGUGGAUCCCACCAUUUGAUUUCCAUUACUACAAUUUGGAUUUUUGAAGUCAGCAUCGCUAAAGUCUUUGGCGAAACCGUCGAAGUCUGGGUGGAUUCGGAAAGCCUCUUCCAAGAAUACACCGUUGCUGAGUUUCAACUUCUCCUGCUCCAACUCUGCUCUCAGCUUCUCCACCUAGGCAUGGUGGGUCUCAACGCUGCGAACGAGCUGGUCGUUACGCUUCAUGAGCUCGAACUUCUCCUUCUCCAAGCCCUUCACAAUGGCGUGGGCGCCCCUUAA